This is a messenger RNA of Phacochoerus africanus (Common warthog), 1259 nucleotides long. Its product is annotated as F-box only protein 36-like. Gene Ontology annotation, molecular function: protein binding. The transcript is spliced from 4 exons. Bases 67 to 585 code for a protein of 172 amino acids. The record is from RefSeq and is a predicted model, not a curated record. NCBI's taxonomy places the organism in Eukaryota, Metazoa, Chordata, Mammalia, Artiodactyla, Suidae.
UCUUACUUAAUCUCUUUCACUGCGGUGGCACAGGUUCGAUCCCUGGCCUGGGAACUUCCACGCCCCAUGGAAAGAAAACGAAAAAAGAGAAGCAGCUUACAGGCGUGGGGGCAGGUAAUCUUUAGAUGGUGGAAGAUCUCUCUGAGGAGUGAAUAUCGAUCAGCAAAACCUGGAGAAACAAAAGAAACUCAUGAAAACUUCCUGGAGAAUUCACACCUUCAGGUCCAAAUUGCGUUAAUAUUUGGUGCAAAGAUAUUAGACUAUGUCUUCAAUUUAUGUGAAGGUAAAUUUGACUUCCUUGAGCGGCUCUCAGACAAUUUGCUCCUGAGUAUCAUUUCGUAUCUGGAUCUCGAAGACAUUGCCAGGCUUUCUCAAACAUCACGAAGAUUUGCCAAGCUGUGCACGUCGGACAAACUGUGGGAGCAGAUAGUCCAGUCGGCCUGUGACCACAUCACCCCGGACAUGAGGGCCUUGGCCGAGGACAUAGGCUGGAGACAAAUGUUCUUCACCAACAAGCUGCAGCUCCAGCGGCAUCUGCGCAAGAGGAAACAGCGCCACGGAAGCCAGAGAAGCAGUCAGCCUUAGGGACAAGCGUUCUUGCCCUCGGGGGAGUUGAGGCACGGCUGUGUUUUCCUUCUCUGUCCAAACCUCUGUGGCUUCCUUUGAUUAAGAACUAAGGUUUUACUGCUUCGAGGAGCCAGAGGGUAUUUGCACAGCCAGCAACCGCCUCUGCUGUGCCUGGCCUGAACCAGGGUCCCCCCACCAAGCCUGAGGGCCCAGUUGUGGCCCCAGCACAAGGACUGCAGGACCCAAAGCCCCCACGGCCUGCCCCCCAUAAGAAAAGAGGCUUCUGCUGCAUAGAAACAAUAAAUGAUUAUUAGCAAGUGUUCCUGAUAUGCAUAGUUUAUCUAGAUAUUGGAAAGGGGAACAGGGCUAUGGAAUUUUUCCUGGGGGUGUUGUGUCAUCUGAGUCCCUCCAAGACUAGGUGGCUGUGUGUGCCCACAGGGAGCUGAGAACAACUGGGGCCCAGGGGGGCCCCCAGUGAGUACAGCUGCCUUCUCAACUCUGCUAACUUUGUAUGCAGGGCCCCUAUGCUGUAGGCCCUGGGUGGCCGGGCUCUGUCCCCGCACGUGGACACCUUCUGACCUGGCUCCGGACUGUGGCUGGAGAGAAGUCUAAUGAUCUGUCUGCAGACCUUGUCCACAGUCCAACUUCUCAGGACUUGGGAAGUUGUCAAAUAAACCUAUAAACGGUUCUUA